GACACCUGGCAGAAACUUCAUGAAGCGGUGGGAGCAAUACAGAGUAGCAUUUCUAUUAAAUACAACCUUGAAGAGCUCUACCAGAUCAUGAUAAGAAGCAUUUUCUUAUUUUUGGAUCGUACAUAUGUGCUUCAGAAUUCAGUGCUUCCUUCUAUAUGGGAUAUGGGGCUAGAGUUAUUUAGAAACCAUAUCAUUAGUGACAAGCAAGUUCAGACCAAGACUAUUGAUGGAAUUCUCCUGCUAAUUGAACGAGAACGAAAUGGUGAAGCUGUGGACAGAAGUUUGCUGCGGAGUUUGUUGAGCAUGCUCUCAGAUCUGCAGGUUUACAAGGAAUCGUUUGAACAGAGGUUUCUGGAAGAGACUAAUUGUUUAUAUGCUGCAGAAGGCCAAAGAUUAAUGCAGGAAAGAGAGGUCCCAGAAUACCUUCACCAUGUUAAUAAACGUUUGGAAGAAGAAGGAGACAGAGUAAUAACAUAUUUAGAUCACAGCACACAAAAGCCCCUGAUUGCUUGUGUGGAGAAGCAGCUACUAGGAGAACACUUAUCAGCUAUUUUGCAAAAAGGACUUGAUAGCCUGCUUGAUGAAAAUAGAAUAUCAGAUUUGACUCAGACAUACCAGCUAUUCAGCCGGGUAAAAGGUGGACAGCAGAUCCUUUUGCAACACUGGAGUGAAUACAUCAAGAACUUUGGGACAACAAUAGUGGUUAAUCCUGAAAAAGACAAGGAUAUGGUGCAAGAGCUACUAGAUUUUAAGGAUAAAGUGGACCAUAUCAUAGAAGUGUGCUUUCAGAAAAAUGAAAAAUUUAUAAACUUGAUGAAGGAGUCCUUUGAAACAUUUAUCAACAAGAGACCAAAUAAGCCUGCAGAAUUGAUAGCAAAAUAUGUGGAUUCCAAGUUAAGAGCUGGUAAUAAAGAAGCAACAGAUGAAGAGCUGGAAAGAAUCCUUGACAAAAUCAUGAUCAUAUUUAGAUUCAUUCAUGGGAAAGAUGUGUUUGAGGCAUUUUAUAAGAAAGACUUGGCUAAAAGACUGCUGGUUGGAAAAAGUGCAUCAGUAGAUGCUGAGAAGUCCAUGUUGUCAAAACUUAAACAUGAAUGUGGUGCAGCUUUUACCAGCAAACUGGAGGGCAUGUUCAAGGACAUGGAACUGUCCAAAGAUGUCAUGGUACAGUUCAAGCAGUAUAUGCAGAACCAAAGUGACCCAGGAAAUAUAGACCUGACAGUAAAUAUAUUAACUAUGGGAUACUGGCCAACUUACACACCUAUGGAAGUCCACUUAAAUUCAGAGAUGAUAAAGCUUCAAGAGGUAUUUAAAACCUUUUACCUGGGAAAACACAGUGGUCGAAAACUUCAGUGGCAGACGACUUUAGGGCAUGCUGUUCUAAAGGCAGAAUUUAAAGAAGGGAAGAAGGAGUUUCAAGUAUCCCUCUUUCAGACAUUAGUAUUACUUAUGUUUAAUGAAGGAGAUGAAUUCAGUUUUGAAGAAAUUAAAAUGGCUACUGGUGUAGAGGACAGUGAAUUAAGAAGAACCUUGCAGUCUUUAGCUUGUGGAAAAGCACGAGUAUUGAUUAAAAAUCCAAAGGGCAAGGAUGUAGAAGAUGGAGAUAAAUUCAUCUUUAAUGAUGAUUUCAAGCAUAAACUGUUUAGAAUAAAGAUCAACCAGAUUCAAAUGAAAGAAACAGCUGAGGAACAGGUCAGCACAACUGAAAGAGUAUUUCAGGACAGGCAAUAUCAGAUUGAUGCUGCUAUUGUACGAAUAAUGAAGAUGAGGAAGACUCUUGGUCAUAAUCUUCUUGUUUCUGAAUUGUAUAACCAACUGAAAUUUCCUGUGAAGCCUGGAGACUUGAAAAAGAGAAUUGAAUCUCUCAUUGACAGAGACUAUAUGGAGAGAGACAAAGACAACCCCAAUCAGUAUCACUAUGUUGCAUAAAGGCGAAGAAAUAGUUUUAUUUAAAAAAAUUUAAAAAAUAAAAAAUAAAAACCAAAAUCAUCCACAUAUAUCUUCAGGACACCAAAUACCUAUGCUGUUCCAGACUUUCCUUUUAGCAGAUUUCAGGUUGAUAUAUAUUAUUCAACCAGCUGCAUGCACUGCUGUGGAAAAGAAAAAUGACAUGUUAAUUGAUCACCUUUGUCAAGACUUCUUACUAAUUUUAAAUGUCCUGGGGUUUUUUUCCCCCUCUAGUUAAUCUUUUGUUCUCCUGGGUUCUUCAAAAUUUAGUUUUACAGUUUUUUUAAAAAAUGUCAUUGGAGUUGGAUGGAAAGGUAAAAUGACCUCUCUGAGAAAUAUUUCUGUCACGGAUGCAAGUCUGGUUUCUUCAUUUAGGUGUUCCUGCAUCCAUAAAGUCCCUAGAUGCUGCAUUCUUUAGCUACAGUGACAACUUGGGUAACUUUUUAAAAACCUUUCAUUCAUGAACAUGUAUGUACAAGUAGUGUUGUUGAAAUACACUGAAGUUUUGCACCAUGAAAACCCUUAAACUUGUGUUCAGUUUAUUUUCUUUCAAGUUAUUACAAACUUCAGUCUGGUUUGGAUAAAUCAGGUUUUGAAGUGAGAUUCUUGAAGUGCCAAGAGGACAACUGCAUUGAUGUGUGUACUGAGCUGUUGGAUUAUUUAGCUAAAAUAUGGAUUAUUCUGUUAUUACUACUUCUGCUGGCUUGGGUGGCAAAGAUUAGAUCUGAGUCAGAGGCCCUACCUCAUUUUAGGGCAGCAGGUGUAUUUCACCGUUUCUGUAAUUGCCGUAACAUUUAGUUCUGCCUUGAAAAUAACAUCCAGGGAACCUACUGUACAGCGUGCUCCACUUUAAGAAAACAAAACCUUUUUUUUAAAAAAUACUUUUAUGGUCUCAAUAUUGGGAAAGCAUAGCUUUUUGUUUUGAAAGACUAAGGAUUUUGUGAGUACUUUGUUACAUAUUGUACAUAUGUAAGUUGAUUCGAAUUAAAGAGUGAAAGACACUGUAGAUCUGUUAGAUAACUGUAAGGAAGACACCUUUUCUGGUAAUACUUGCAAGACUGCUUGUUUUCCUGAUUUGUCUACUGGUAUGUUUAAUUCUGAAAAAGAGCUACCAAAGGAGUUUUGAUCACUACAUAAAUAAUAAUUUAACUGAGCGAUAUUUUCUUGAGAGAUACCUUACAAGUUUAUGUAACAUAUGGGGUUUGUGCAUCAAUUAAAAGGCUACUUCUUAAAGUAAACAAUGCUAUGAGGUGACAACUUGUGGAUCUACAUAUUAAAAGUCCUUAUUCUGUCCUCUGGUGUCAUUAAUUGUAUUGCAUUCUGAAUUAUUUUUGUUCCCUUUGUGUUUAGAAACUAAACACAUUUAGUUUAUUGUAUUUAAAGCAUAUUUAAUAUUAUAAUUUAAUGUAGACCUAUUUUAAUAUUGGAAUCUUCAGUUAAUGCAAAUAAAAUCUUUGAUGCAUAUUAAUUUCUUA
Cyanistes caeruleus (blue tit) is the source of this 3419-nucleotide messenger RNA. Lineage: Eukaryota; Metazoa; Chordata; Aves; Passeriformes; Paridae. The record is from RefSeq and is a predicted model, not a curated record.